AUGCAGCAUCCUGGAACUGAGGCCCUGUUAUCCAGAGGUCAGCAGACGCAGAUCGAGCAGGUGUCAGUCAAGAUGGAAACCAAGAAAAUGAACAUAUUAGAGAACCUGCGUCUAAAAACCAAGUUACCCAACAUGAAGAAGCCUCGUAAGAAGCCACUUGCCAAGCAAGGGAGGAACCUGGCCCAUCGGCGCAAUGCGCCUUUGGAGAGGGCUGAUAGAGCCUCUCCAGACUCUGCUUUCGGCUUUCCCAGUGAGGAGCAAGUCAAUGUGCCUUGGUCAGCAGAAUGGGAAGAUGACCAGGAGCCCUGCACCCCUUCUCUGAUGAGAGAGUUCUCCAUGGAGGAAGGUCUUAUAGAGCUGGACGAGCCAAAUGAAUCUCUGGAGGAGAUGAUUGCUGAAACGGGUGAUUUCUUUGAUGAAAGUAUAGACCUUGGAAGCUCCGACGGUCUGAAUCCAGACUGUGAGGUCCAAACACCUGGCCCGUUUCAGAGGUAUCUCCUGAGCAUCAACCUAAAACAAGGAAGAAACCUGGUUAUCAGAGACAAACGUUCUGGGACGAGCGAUCCAUAUGUGAAGUUCAAAUUGGAAGGAAAACAGUUCUACAAGAGCAAGGUGGUUUAUAAGAAUUUAAAUCCUCAAUGGAACGAGUCCUUCACUCAUCCCCUCCGAGACAGGGAGCAUGUUGUGGAAGUUCGGGUCUAUGAUAAAAAUCGAACCGCAGACGACUUCAUGGGUUCCAGUACCAUUUCUUUGAAAAACCUUGAAUUACACAAAACUUAUGAGAUGGAGUUGAGCCUCGUUGAUCCAAAAAGCAAAGAAAACGACAUGGGAGUUAUCAUUGUUGAUGUCUGCUUGAUGUUCAGAGAUGCCACCAUCAAAAGAGGCUACCGAUUUCGUCCAAAAAAGAAUAAGCAGAACCAGGCCGCCCGCCCUGCUGACGCACAGAAGAAUCAGCUGAAGAACAAAGUGUGGACCAGUGUGCUCCACAUCACCUUGGUGGAGGGACAGGACCUGCCGCAGUAUGGCCAGGGUGACAUUUACGUCCGCUUUCGCCUUGGUGAUCAGAAAUACAAGAGCAAGAACCUUUGCAUUCAGGCGAAUCCUCAAUGGAGAGAGGAGUUUGACUUCAAUCAGUUUGAAGAUAUCCAGGAACCUCUGCAGGUGGAGGUGUUCUCAAAGAGAGGCAGGAAGGGCGAAGAGUCAUGGGGGAUGUUCGAGGUUGAUCUGUCAAGGCUUCCUCCUGACAAGAGGCAGCUGUACACCCAUGUGUUGGACCCGGGAAAAGGCAAACUGGUGUUCCUGGUCACCCCGAGACCCUGCUGGGGAGUCUCCCUGUCUGAAAUUGACAAUGCCUCCUUGGCAAAUCCAAAUGACAGAAACACAAUCACGGAGAAAUUUAGUGUAACAAACACCCACAAGUGUUUCAGAGAAAUUGGCUUUCUUCAGGUCAAUGUUUUAAAAGCAAAUGAUCUCUCUGCUACGGAACUUGGUAAGAGCAACCCUUUGUGUGUUAUUGAGCUUGGAAACUGCAAACUUCAAACUGAUGCAAUCUCUAGGACCCUCAAUCCAGAGUGGAACAAAGCCUUUACAUUCCCUAUUAAGGACAUUCAUGAUGUGGUAGAGUUGUCUGUCUUUGAUGAAAACGGAGACAAAUCCUCAAACUUUUUGGGGAAAGUGGCCAUCCCUUUACUGAGUGUUAAGAAUGGCCAGCUGAUGUGUUUGUCCUUAAAGAAGGAGGACCUGGAGAGUUCUUCAAAAGGAACCAUCACUCUGGUGCUGGAGGUUAUCUACAACAAAGUCAGAGCUGGUAUCAGAACCUUCCAACCAAAGGAGGCUAAAUUAAUCGAGGAUAACCCAAAGUUCAACAAAAAGGUUCUUGCCAGGAAUAUAUAUCGGGUACGAAAAAUCAGCACAGCAGUUCUGUACACGUUACAGUACAUUAAAAGCUGUUUUCAGUGGGAGAGCACGCAACGGAGUCUAAUAGCCUUUCUGAUCUUCCUUCUGACAGUGUGGAACUGGGAUCUCUUCAUGCUGCCCCUCUUCCUGCUUCUACUGAUCAUCUGGAACUAUGUCCAGAUCACUACAGGAAAGGCCAGCUCCAACCAGGACUUGGUGAACAUGACCAUGGGCGAUGACGAAGAAGAAGACGAGAAGGAAUCCGGAAAAAAGGGUUUGAUGGAUAAAAUACACAUGGUGCAAGAAGUGGUGCUGGUUGUUCAGACUGUGUUGGAUGAGCUCGCAAACAUCGGAGAGCGAAUUAAGAACAUAUUCAACUGGUCUGUCCCCUUUUUGUCAAUUUUGGCCGGGUUGGUGCUGUUUGGUGCAGCGGCGCUCUUAUACUUUGUUCCACUACGAUACAUCGUGCUGAUAUGGGGCAUUAACAAAUUUACCAAGAAGCUGCGCAACCCAUAUACGAUUGACAAUAAUGAAAUACUGGAUUUCCUCAGGAGGGCACCGUCUGAUGUUCAAAAGGUGCAGUACAGUGUGCUGAGAGCGCCCACCGGCCAGAACCAGUUGCGGAAGAAGAAGUAAGCUCGGCAGGUACACUCGGAUGAAAGGCUGGUCUCUUUUUUUUUAAAUGCGGUAAGAUGCAGUCCACCUGACAAUAACGCCCCAGUGCCCGCCGAACCCGUGACCCCGCACACCCCACCACGCCACCCUAACUCUGCCCCCUGCUGCUGAGGGCCGGCCGGCCGCUCUCUGGUCUUGUGUGUUUGCCACCCCCCUGACAGGGUCUGCGAACUGCAGAAGCCAGGAGGGCAGCACGUGGUGCUGUCAAUCACAAGCUAGGAGGUAAAGAAAAGAGAGCGUUUCAAGGCACAGUCUUCAUUUUUGGACGCGAUGUAGAAAAAGGAACGGAUGGUGUCUGUUUUGGCUUACCAAAGACCUCCAAUGUUUAUUCUUUUUUUUCUGACUCCAGUGUAACUGAGAAAUUUGCCUCAAGGAAAUUGUCUGUACGUUAAUAGAAUGAAAACACAUAUUGAAUAGCCAAGGAUUUUUUUUUUGUGCUUAUUACAUUUGAACAGAUUACACUUAUUUAGUCCAUUUUCUUGUAUUUUCUGCAUGUGGUACAAUGCUGCCAUAAUUUUUCAUUUUAUUGACAGAAAUCCGUCUAUUUACUGAAUAUGUGUUGAUUCACUGCACCUUAUCUCAAGUAUAUCUGGGACACUUUAUUUUCUAUCCAUUUAAAAGUUAAACAUUAUAUUUUCAUCAUGGAAGGGAGAUGUUGUUAAAAUGUUAAAUAAAGAAUGUUUAUCAGCGUG
Molecule: messenger RNA, 3263 nt
Organism: Menidia menidia (Atlantic silverside)
Lineage: Eukaryota; Metazoa; Chordata; Actinopteri; Atheriniformes; Atherinopsidae
Source: the annotation of a GenBank genome assembly